CCUGCCACACGCGAUUUGUGGAAUGUCGCGGUGAUACAAAGAUCGGCUCUGCAUAUGACACCAAGAAGAACAAGUCUAUGACGUAGGUCGACGCGAGCUUCCUUUUCCGUCGCGUCUCCCCGACCAGCAUUAUCUCAACCCUCGACUUGCACCACCACAACAAUGAACGCCUACGAAACCCAACGUUUAAAAAACAUAAAGCGCAACCAGGCCCUAGUCGAGCAACUGGGCCUCGAACACAAUGCCGCCAAACUCUCAACCUCCAGGCCCAAGAGCAGCUCCACGAACGCGAAACCAGGCAAGCGACGAAAGCUGCUAACAGGUCAGCCCACACGGACAUCCGCGCGCAUAGCAAGCGCAGGGAUCCGUCCAAGCUAUGCGGAAGACGAGCUUGACAAAUCAUCCGCCUCAGCGGGUUACCAGCCGCGCAGAGCCCAAAGCCAGAACCCCCAGAGCGCGCGCUCGGUCUCUCCCGCAAACACAAGCGCAAAGCGCGAUCCGCAUCCUGACCUCGCGGCCAUUAAAGCCGGCUGGACCUCUUGGACGUCCUCCGCGCCCCCGCCCACUCGCGACGAGCACGGCACCUUCCACUUCGCGGAUGCGCCGGGCUUCACGCCGAACAAGUCGCCUGAGGAGAUCCUGCGCGAGGGCUGCUUCGGGGGGUCAUAUUUCCGGCCCUUGUACUCGAAAGCUCUAGGCACGACUGUCGAGGAUGACUGGCGCGAGCUUCCUGACGAGUGGAUCGCCGGUCUGGACGUCCAACGCUACCUCACGAGCCCUGAGUACGAUGCCGAGGUCAAUAAGUUCAAGGUCGCGUGUGGGCAGAGCAUUGAGGAAUGGGAGGCUGCGGGAUGGAUCGCGCAUGAGUAUGAUGUGCGUGGCUGGUUUCAGUGGUUCUGCCGGUUUUGGCUGGGGAGAAGGUGCGACGACGAUGAAAGGCAGAUUGGGAGGUGGCGGAAGUGUGUGGGGGAGACGGGGAGGUGGCGCAGGAUUUUGUUGAAGAAGUACGUCGCUAUGGGUGUCAGGAGUGUGUUCGAUGAGGGAGGUGACGAUGAUGCGAAGGGGGAUGUCAGUCCUGUCGUGCAUCAGACAUGCCAUCAUUGGGCAUACGAGGUAAGACAAGAGGCGCUGGACAGAUUUUGGGAAGAGGGGAGGUGAGCAUAUUGGAUCACCUGUUCGAAAUCUCCCGCGGAGAAGUUGUGGUUUUGAGGGGGUAGAGAGGAACCUAUCGGAUCGUUCCCAAACCAACAAUCCUCGAGCCAUCUGUUUGCCAACCCGAUCGCGCUUUGCGACUUCUAGGAUUAUAACAGAAUCCUGGAAUCCCACGCUAGGCAUUUUCUCUGGAUGGAUCUUUGCUUGC
Aplosporella prunicola CBS 121167 is the source of this 1360-nucleotide messenger RNA. RefSeq lists its product as uncharacterized. Bases 163 to 1158 code for a protein of 331 amino acids. The record is from RefSeq and is a predicted model, not a curated record. The transcript has a single exon. NCBI's taxonomy places the organism in Eukaryota, Fungi, Ascomycota, Dothideomycetes, Botryosphaeriales, Aplosporellaceae.